AUGAAUAUUCGCGAGAAAUGGGAAGCCGUCAAAAAGGCCAAAGUAUGUUUCCAAUGUUUGUCACCUAACCAUAGGAGGUUAGAGUGCAAAGCGAAAAAAUGUGGUGUAGAAGGAUGUAGAAUGUCACAUCAUCGAAUGCUACACCGAUACCCCAAUGAAAAUACCUCGCCACAAGGGGACGAGGGGGGUAAAGAUGCUCAGAUUACAACUGUUAGUACAGUGAAUGCACUGGCAUGUGCAUAUUUAAAGAUCAUACCGGUCGAGUUGCAUGGGCCUAGAGGAAAGGUCAGGACAACAGCUCUUCUGGAUGAGGGAUCGACCAUGACACUCAUAGAGGAGUGGAUGGCUCAGAAGUUAGCGCCUCGCGGACGUAAAGAGGGAUUACGUAUCGAAGCCGUGGGAGGUAAGCGAAUUAACGACGAUAGUUCGUAUCGCUUAAACGUUAAAAUAAAAGGCAUUUAUUCGAGCGACUUAGAAGAGAUAAGUGUACAAACAAUUAAGUCACUUAACCUCGCUCCUCAGUCGGUAAGCCGAGAAUUAUUGCAACGGUGUUCUCAUUUGACACCGAUCAAGGAUGAGUUGAUGUAUGAGAGGUCCAAGCCUACCAUAUUGAUUGGUCAGGACAAUUGGCAUCUCAUAGUUACUCGUGAAUUGGUUUCGGGAGGUAAGAACCUACCUGUAGCAUCGCUCACCAAACUGGGGUGGGUUUUGCAUGGUCACAUAUCGGGUGGCAUUAAACCAAUCAAGAUUGUUAACCACAUUUCCACCAAGAAGGAGGAAGAUAUGGAUAAAUUAAUCAAGGAUUAUUUUAGUUUGGAAUCUCUGGGAGUAUCGGCUAGAAAGCCCGUGAACGACCCAGAAGAACGAGCUUUAAAUAUUUUGAACAAAACGGUACGUCGUAUACCUAAUAAUAGGUACGAGACUGCUUUGUUAUGGCGCACAGACAAUGAGUGCUUGCCAUCGAAUAGGGCACAGGUUGAAAGUCGCCUGUUUAAUAUUGAGAAAAAGCUCGACAAAAAUAGCGAGUUGAAAAAAGGAAUACGAGAAGCAAAUUGA
Parnassius apollo (apollo) is the source of this 1056-nucleotide messenger RNA. NCBI's taxonomy places the organism in Eukaryota, Metazoa, Arthropoda, Insecta, Lepidoptera, Papilionidae. The record is from the annotation of a GenBank genome assembly.